Symbiodinium sp. CCMP2592 is the source of this 573-nucleotide messenger RNA. Lineage: Eukaryota; Dinophyceae; Suessiales; Symbiodiniaceae. The record is from the annotation of a GenBank genome assembly.
AUGGAGCAAUGCAUCGAGCAGUUGCCGAGCAGCCCUCAGCCGAGCGAUGCCGACGACGUGAUUGAAGACAGCCCGCUGACGGCAGGCAUGUUCGGAUUGGAGGAGCAAGUUUCCUUGUUGCACUUUCACACCGCAAACGAGACAGAGAAGCCAAACUUCUUGGGUGCUUUGGAUCUGCCGGCGUUGCCGUCACCGAAGCCUGGGCGUCGACCAAAAAAGCACCUGGGCCGCAGUGACAUCGCGCGGCUGCGGGGUGUGGACCCUGUGGAUGCUCCAGAGGAGUUGCGGUGUGCAAUCGACGGCAAGCUUAUGGCAGUUCCGCUAGUAUCGCCUCACGGUCACGUCUUCGAGCACGAGACGCUGCUGCAGUGGCUGAGCAGCUGCGGUAGCAUCUGCCCAAUCACCGGGAAGCCACUCAGAGAAGAGGAUUGCGAACCUGCUGUGGAAAUUCAGCAAAAGGUCCUGGACUGGGUCAAAGCUGCCCGGUCUUCCUACAAGCGCCGUCUCGAGGAAAAGCGCCGGCGAAGGCUCUCCCAAGAGGCGACGACUGAGAUCCCCCAGAAUGCCGACUGA